Kwoniella mangroviensis CBS 8507 is the source of this 528-nucleotide messenger RNA. RefSeq lists its product as uncharacterized. The record is from RefSeq and is a predicted model, not a curated record. Bases 1 to 528 code for a protein of 175 amino acids. Gene Ontology annotation, biological process: Rho protein signal transduction. The transcript has 10 exons. Gene Ontology annotation, cellular component: cytosol; membrane; cytoplasm. Gene Ontology annotation, molecular function: Rho GDP-dissociation inhibitor activity; protein binding. NCBI's taxonomy places the organism in Eukaryota, Fungi, Basidiomycota, Tremellomycetes, Tremellales, Cryptococcaceae.
AUGUCCCAUCCACAAGAGGCCACCGAAGACGACUUGGCUCCUACCGAAACCCAAGGCUACAAAGUCGGUCAAAGCAAGACCGUCGCAGAGCUUGCUGCUCUUGAUCAGGAGGACGAGUCUCUUCAACGUUGGAAAGCUUCCCUCGGUCUGGCUGCUUCUGCAGGUGCGGGUGGUAACAAAAAGGUUGUUCUUAAAACCCUCUUCCUCAGCUCUCCAACUCUUUCCAAGGACAUCUCUAUAGACCUCACUCAACCUGCGGCCGACCUUGCCAAACUCAAGAAAGAACCUUGGUGUCGAAUACUCCGUUGGUAUCACCUUUACCGUCGAAAACGAGAUAGUGUCCGGAUUGCGAUUCUUACAAGUCGUAAAGAGCCAGCGCCUUACACCAAAGUCUUCGCCUCCGAGGAGUCACCUUCAGGUAUGCUCGCCAGAUCCGGAACAUACUCUGUUAAAUCUCGAGUGACCGACGAUGACAAUAACAUCUGGCUUGACUUUGAAUGGAGUUUCAAACUCGCCAAGGAAUGGUAG